AUGCAGAAGUAUCUGCCGAUAAAUAGUGUACAUUUGAGGUAUUGUCCGGGUGAGUUGGAAGACAUGGUUAGUCUUCACGCCGGAACAGUGCAUCAAUCGGAAAUGCUCGUCGUUCUCGCUUUCGGUUGCCGCUCCCAAGUGUCAUCCAGACAUCAGCAAUAUACUGUAGGCCAGUAUGAUCAUCUCGCAUUCGGCGACUUUGCACCGCAGCUGGGAGACGAAUCGAGUCGGCAUCGCGAGCACGAUAAGACGACCUCCAAGCCGCUCGCAACAUUCCACUUGAACAGUCUUGCCCGCCUCGCCGGUUUGGACGAGAGUGAGAGUUCGUCCGUCGAAUAUACUUUCAGUAACAACAUCCUGCAGCAGCCGAUAUUUCCUGCGUCCAAGAACUGUUCAAGUCGUAUCUUAAUUUGGUACACCAAAGCAAAGGGUGUCGAGCAAGGCCACAACAUUUUGCAGACACGUGGCCCUACCAGCAGCCGGAAACAUCACGCAGAGGCUGAAAGUGCUCAGCUUCUUUCAGCACUGUGGCCAGUCGCACGGAUUUUAGACGCGUUCUGUGAUCUGGGAAACACAAUAAACUAUACCUUCAGCAAAAGUCAUGUCUCUGUAAUGGACAAAAGACGUAGCAAAGAGUCUCCUAAUCAGUGGGCAUGUCAAUGCUCGCCAAGCGUGAGUCGCUCUAUAAGCGAUGUAUGGGUCUCACAUGGACCUGCCACAGGAGAUGGCUGUGUGGUGAGGUGCCAUGAAAUUGGGCGGAUGCUAAUCUGCAUAUAUGACGACGCCUGCAAAACUACGACUUGGCACGUGAACAUUGCUCUUGAUCGAAACAAGCUGAUCGAAACAAGCUGUCCGCGGGCAAAGAUGUACUUGACAUCGCUGAAUGUCGCAUCGAUCUCCAUAUUCUUUCUACAUGUCGCUCAUCGUUGGAGGUCAGUCACUCGUGUGAAUUUCCAACGAUACAAUGCUAAUCACGACGCAGGCGGCACUGCUGGCCUCGUGCUGAGCAACCGACUUAGCGAAUCCGGAAAGCACACCGUAAUCACCUUCGAAGCUGGAGGGCCACCGACCAACGCAGCUGCAUACAGGACUGCCGUAUUAUCAGAGAUAGAAAGGAUGCAUUCGUGUCUGGUCAAUGAUGAAAGACCUGAUGCGUUUCAGUUUCAACCACUUCGGAUUGUCGGAAAAACAACGACAGCAGUCUUUCUGCCGGAUCUGAUCUUCCUGCCGCGCAUCGACCGACUCAGACAAAGGGCAAUCAUUUUGAACAUCGACAUUCCCGCCGGUGCAUAUCUCGUGAAAGGUCUCGCGGAUCACCACAAAACGCCUGACUCGUUCAGCGCGUCUGCAUUGGAAUUUAACCUCUUGCCAAGACAAUUCAAGUUUAGAGCGCACCAAGAUUUGACAUCUCCAAGAUAUUUUGGGUCUGGAUCUUGA
Pseudocercospora fijiensis CIRAD86 is the source of this 1437-nucleotide messenger RNA. RefSeq lists its product as uncharacterized. The transcript has 14 exons. Lineage: Eukaryota; Fungi; Ascomycota; Dothideomycetes; Mycosphaerellales; Mycosphaerellaceae. The record is from RefSeq and is a predicted model, not a curated record. Bases 1 to 1437 code for a protein of 478 amino acids.